This is a messenger RNA of Pecten maximus, 1344 nucleotides long. RefSeq lists its product as uncharacterized. The coding region runs from base 58 to 654 and encodes 198 amino acids. The record is from RefSeq and is a predicted model, not a curated record. Lineage: Eukaryota; Metazoa; Mollusca; Bivalvia; Pectinida; Pectinidae. The transcript is spliced from 5 exons.
GUCUGUCUGUCUGUAGACUUUCUGUGGAACUUGAUUGUCAACUGCCGCGAAAAUGUCAUGAAAAUUACUAUGUUCAAGAAGGAUACGGAUCAAUCAGUUCCAACAGGAGCCGGAGUUAACCUACGCAGCAUUCUAGUAUUUCAUCUUAACAGGAUUCUGGAAUUGAAUCACCAGAGUCAUCUCAAGUACCAGUUCUACCUCCACAACGACUACCGUUUCUCGGCCGAGGACAAGAUGGUGAAGGUAGACGAUCUCCGACAGACAUCACGCCUACAAUGCCACAGCUCUGAUAAGAGCCGAUGGUUAGAAAUAGAGGACAUACACGUCUGGUUCAAACACCCAGACCAGAAGAGGACGCAGACCCAGAGGAGUCAUGUCGACUCGAUGAAGGAUCUACCGGAAAGAAAGUUGACAGUCAAAGAGAUGGGUCGACUGUCCAGGUACAUCGGCGCUUCAUAUCAGACUUUCUUUGUCGAGCUUGGCUGCCCUGUUGUAGUACUGGAACAGAAGAUGGCAGAAAACCGUGAAUUCUCUUUUAGAUCUCUCAUAACGAAGAUCUUUAUUUACCUCCUUCAAUACGGACGCGGAUGUUACAUUCACAAGAGUCGCAGAUGCGAUGUCCGAGCAUGGAUUAGAUCCAGAAACACUGUAUAACAUCAUUGACGACAACAGGAAUACGUUGUUUAAUGACGACACUUUGUCAGAGGGAUUGUUACAGAAAUGCCUAACUGUAUAUGACGCUCCAGUCAUAGCCGAACACGUGAACGCCAAAAACUACUUCAACCUGUUCCUUGAGCUCGGCUUAACGCCAAUUAGAAUUGACGAGUUUGACGUCAACUUCAGAAACGAUACAAUUCUCAACAGGAUCAGUGCGAUGGUUGAGGAGUUUAUUGGAAAUCCUAGUCGACGUCCUACUCUAAACACAGUUCUGCUGGCGAUGGCUGAAUGCGACAUGGACACCAAUUCCCUCAUCCAAGCCCUAACUCAAACAAAGUGAGACCAGAACAGCCAAUUAGAUGUAGAGACAUGGAGCGAGUCCCAGACUGUCUGUUGGUGUUCUGACGUGGCCAUAUCUCUCCGAAUGGAUCCAGGUUCAACUAGAAAACAAGUCAUGAAAGGUCAACAUGUUAUAAGUGACAUUAAAGACGUCAAUUUUGGAAACGUGAUGAUUCUGGAUCAAUCAUAUCUUGUCAUGACCCUUACCCUACAUACCAUCCGGACGUGUGUUUCUCAACAACAAUACAAUCGUUUAACAAUUAAUAUUGGAAGCUUGGUUUGGUUUGGUUUAUUUUGUUUAACGUCCUAUUAACAUCUAAGGUCAUUUAAGGACGGCCUCCCGUGCGU